Messenger RNA from Scomber scombrus (Atlantic mackerel), 3813 nucleotides. It is a transcript of the gene afdna, whose product is annotated as afadin, adherens junction formation factor a. Lineage: Eukaryota; Metazoa; Chordata; Actinopteri; Scombriformes; Scombridae. Gene Ontology annotation, cellular component: adherens junction. Gene Ontology annotation, biological process: signal transduction; regulation of protein localization. Gene Ontology annotation, molecular function: cell adhesion molecule binding. The record is from RefSeq and is a predicted model, not a curated record.
AUGUACGGAGACAGUCGAGUCUCUCGCCUGCUGACAUGCUCCGACUCGCCGGCUCUCAGCCAAUCACGCUCCUCCGACUUGGAGUUUCAUGGCGUGAUGCGGUUCUACUUCCAGGACCGGGUCGCCGGUAACUUCGCCACUAAGUGCAUCAGAGUGUCGAGCACGGCGACAACGCAGGACGUCAUCGAGACGUUAGCGGAGAAGUUCAGGCCGGACAUGAGGAUGCUCUCCUCCCCUAAAUACUCGCUGUACGAGGUUCACGUCAGUGGCGAAGAGCGCCAGCUGGACCUGGACGAGAAGCCUCUGGUAGUUCAGCUGAACUGGAACAAAGACGACAGAGAAGGACGCUUCGUCCUGAAGAACGAGAACGACAUCCUUCCUAAGAAGAGUCAGAGUAACGGUCCGGAGAAGGAGAAGGACGGAGUGAUUCAGAACUUCAAGAGGACGCUGUCCAAGAAGGAGAAGAAGAAGGAGAAGAAGAGAGAGAAGGAGUUCUCACGCAUCUCCGACGGAGACGAGCAGAUGCUCAACAGAGAGGACGGAGAAAACAAUCGUCUGGCGGCCGAGGUCUAUAAGGACAUGCCUGAGACCAGCUUCACUCGGACCAUCUCCAACCCCGAGGUGGUGAUGAAGAGACGACGUCAGCAGAAACUGGAGAAGCGGAUGCAGGAGUUCAUGAGCAACGACGGCCGGCCCGACUCAGGAGGAACUCUGAGGAUCUACGCUGACAGUCUGAAGCCGAACAUUCCCUAUAAAACCAUCCUGCUCUCCACCAGAGACACGGCUGACUUCGCUGUGGUGGAGGCGCUGGAGAAGUACGGGCUGGAGAAGGAGAACCCCAGGGAGUACUGCAUCGCCAGGCAAGACGAUAAAUCGGGCAAAGACGUGAUUCUGGAAGAUGGAGAAUGUCCGCUGCAGAUCUUCAGGGAAUGGCCUGCUGACAGAGCUGCACUAGUGUUCCAGCUGAAGAAGAGACCCCCCGACUACCAGGGGAGGAAGGGGAGAAACGAGAAGGGUCUACGAGGGAGAGAUGGCAGCACCAGCUCCCUGCCGCCCGAAAAAACUGCCUUACCUGGUGGAGCUGAGUCCAGGGGCGAGGGAAUCACUAUGCCUACUACGCCUAUCGGCACCACGAAGCUGCUGGGUCCGGGCAUCCUCCCCCACCACUGUAACCUGAUGCACAGCGAGGGAAUGGUUACCGUGACGCCUCACGGUCCGGACGCCGACACCUUCGUGGACGGACAGCGCGUUACCGAGACGACGGUGCUGCGUUCAGGUUCAACCCUCCAGUUCGGCUCAACGCACGUCUUCAAGUUCGUGGACCCGAUGUUUGACCUGGGAGGGAAGAGAGAGCCGGCGUCCAUGAUGAGGACCCGACACAAGUCUGGCAGCGUACCUGAAACCACCUUCGAUCUGCACGGAGACAUUCACAGUGGAGCUGCGCUGCCCACCAGCAAGCCGCACGAGACCCGACGCUUUGAUCCCACUCAGAGCAGGACAGCAUUUAGUUUGCUGUUGUUGAUUUAUUAUCGGAGGUCUCAGGACAUUUCAGCAGACAGGACAGAGUUGACUCUACCGGCCAGCAUCGAGUUCAGAGACAACACUGAAGACACUUUCCUGUCAGCGAUCAUCAACUACACCAACAGCUCCACGGUCCACUUCAAACUGUCUCCCACCUACGUGCUGUACAUGGCCUGCCGCUUCGUGCUGUCUCCCACCUACCGGCCCGACACAUCGCCGUCGGAGCGGACGCACAAAGUCAUCGCCAUCGUCAACAAGAUGGUGAGCAUGAUGGAGGGAGUCAUCCAGGAAAUUCCUGAAGGGGAUCAGAAGCAGAAGAACAUUGCGGGGGCGCUGGCUUUCUGGAUGGCCAACGCCUCGGAGCUGCUCAACUUCAUCAAGCAGGACCGAGACCUGAGCCGAGUCACGCUGGACGCUCAGGACCUGCUGGCACACCUGGUUCAGAUGGCUUUCAAGUAUCUGGUCCACUGCCUCCAGGCCGACCUGAACAACUACAUGGCUGCUUUCCUGGAUGACCCCGAGGAGCAUAACCCACAGAGACCCAAGAUAGAGGACGUCCUGCACACCUUGACGGGUGCGAUGUCGCUGCUGCGUCGUUGCCGUGUCAACGCCGCUCUGACCAUCCAGCUCUUCUCGCAGCUCUUCCACUUCAUCAACAUGUGGCUGUUCAACAAGCUGGUGACGGACAGCGAGUCGGGGCUCUGCUGCCACUACUGGGGAGCGAUCCUCCGCCAGCAGCUCAGCCACAUCGAGGCCUGGGCUGAGAAACAAGGCCUGGAGCUCGCUGCUGACUGUCACCUCAGCCGCAUCGUACAGGCCACCACCCUGCUGACCAUGGAUAAAUACUCCAUGCAGGAUGUGCAGAACAUCCACAACACCUGCUUCAAGCUCAACUCCCUGCAGCUCCACGCACUCAUGACCAACUACCACUGUGCUCCGGACGAGCCUUACAUCCCGCCUGAGCUGAUCGAGCACGUGGUUGCCGUGGCAGAGAACACAGCAGACGAGCUGGCGAGGAGCGACGGCAGAGAGGUUCAGCUGGAGGAGGAUCCGGACCUGCAGCUUCCUUUCCUCCUUCCAGAGGACGGCUACUCCUGCGAUGUGGUGAGAAACCUGCCCAACGGCCUGCAGGACUUCCUGGAUCCACUGCUGCAGAGAGGUUUCUGUCGUUUAACACCACACACCCGCUCGCCUGGUACCUGGACCGUCCACUUCGAAGGAUCCGACUGUGACAGCCACUUCACUGCUGCUGACAACUCUGAGAUGGUAUGGGAGGACCGGACCUUUGGGCUCCUCAGCCUCAGGUCUCUUCCUCGUUGGAGUCGUCUACUUCCAGCCAGGAGCAUCUAAACUUCUCCGCUUCGUCCUCGUCCUCCAACAAGACUCAGAAGACGGGUCCGGGUCGAUGGAAGACUCCCAACGCUCCUCACUCCGCUCCUCCUCCUCCUCACCCGUCUCAGCCUCCAUCCCGCUCCGACCUUCCUCCUCCUCCUCCUCCUCCUCCGGCUCCGUACCCGGACGCCUACGACCCUUACGACCCCCAGGUGGAGCUUCCACUUCCCCCGCCUCCCUCCGUCACCCCGCUGGCCGCUCAGCAGGCCGCCGACCGCAAGAAGCGAGAGGAGCAGCAGCGCUGGUAUGAGAAGGAGAAAGCUCGGCUGGAGGAGGAGAGGGAGAGGAAGAGGAGGGAGCAGGAGAGGAAGCUGGGUCAGAUCCGGGCCAACCCCGUCAUGCCCGUCCAACCUCACAACAACGGCGGCUCCAUGCCCCCCCCUCACCACCAGCCCCCUCUGGCCUCCGUUGCCCCUCCGCAGCCCUACAUGCCCCCCCAGCCUCAGCACCAGCCCCAGCAGCAGCCUCAGCCCCCCCCGCCCCCGACCGGAGAAGCUGGCCAGCCUGCCUCGCUCGGCCGUGCCCCCCCCUGCCUCCAACCCUGCAGUCGGCAUGGAUACGGUGAUCAGGGAGCUGCUCCCCCAGCAGCAGCCCAGAACCAUCGAGAGGAGAGACCUUCAGUACAUCACCAUCAGUAAGGAGGAGCUGACGUCCAGCGACAGUCUGUCUCCUGAUCCCUGGAAGAGAGACGCUAGAGAGAAGGCCGAGAAGCAGCAGCAGCUCCACAUCGUUGACCUGCUGGACAAAGAGAUCCAGGACCUGCAGUCGAAGCCGGAGCGAACGGCGGAGGAGAGCGACCGGCUCAGGAAGCUGAUGCUGGAGUGGCAGUUCCAGAAACGCCUGCAGGAGUCCAAGCAGAGCGACGAAGACGAGGAGGAGGAAGACGACGAGGACGUGGAC